This is a messenger RNA of Malaclemys terrapin pileata, 8335 nucleotides long. RefSeq names its product cysteine rich DPF motif domain containing 1 (gene CDPF1). The transcript is spliced from 5 exons. The record is from RefSeq and is a predicted model, not a curated record. NCBI's taxonomy places the organism in Eukaryota, Metazoa, Chordata, Testudines, Emydidae. Bases 220 to 594 code for a protein of 124 amino acids.
UGAUCCGCCCUGUUGAUGUUGACUGAACACUGCUCCUUUAAAAAGCCUAUGAUGUCAUCAUGGGUAGUGCACGUGAACCAGGAAGUGUGCAGCUCAGAUACUGGCUGCAGCCAGCAACGCAACAGUAGCAAGUUGCAUCCCUGCAAGAGGGUCUAUUGAAUUUGCAGGCGUAUUUCAGUGUUAAGUUUCCAUUGGGUUAUUAGUAACAAAGCUUUAUAGAUGGAUUCCCGCAAAGAAGCCCAGCCGAAAGGAGACUUUGAAUGCCAACUAUGUGGGCUAACAGCCCCAUACAGCUAUUAUGGGCAGAAACCCCCAAACACUCAUUCGGUUGUCCUCCUGGAAGAAAGCUAUGUCAUGAAAGAUCCUUUCGUCCCUGACAAGGACAAAUUCCUUAUCCUUGGAUCUCAGUGCAGUUUGUGUAACAGACGGGUGUGUGUGGGCACAGAAUGUAGUCUAUUCUACUCAAAAAGGUUCUGCCUCCCCUGCGUUAAUGAAAACCUACAGGAGUUUCCUUUGGAAAUACGACAAGACUUGGAUAAAAGGAAGUCUCAUUCAAAAUCCCACCCCUCCAAAAAAACAGAUGCAAGAACUUAAAUUAAGAACAACUGGAAGAGACACUGCUCAGAGUGCUUUCCAUGUGUUCAACAAUUGUCUGCCUUCGAACGUAAUCUACAGCCUACCGUACAGAACAGCACAUUACCAGCAAUGUGAAAUUUGUCCUUUGCAAGCUCAGUGACAGUCUUUAGGGGUGAUUUUUAAAGUUUUUGGCAUCUUUUCAUAACUUUAAUUAGUCAUAUCUGGAGGCUGCAGUGAAAUUUGAGAUGCAUUAAAACAUGAACUCCUAUACACCAUUGAGUAAGCUUUGCAUGCUGGAAGCAGUUAAUUGGAGUAUGUUUAGCUAUGUAAAUUUAAAGCACAUUCAACAAUCUACCACAAGAGGGGGAAGUUGCACACAUUGAACAAGACGUGACACUGGUACUUUCAGUAAAACUUAGAUAAUAGUUAGUUUUUUUCACAAAAUGUUAAAUGCCACAUUUUUCCAGGGCAAACUAAUUUCUAGGAUCUGUGCUGAUGAUGUAACAGGAUAUUUAGCACUGAACAAGUGAGCUAGAGCAAAGGUCCAGGCAGAUGUGAUGAUAUAAACUAGAUCUGGGAGAAUAAUGACUUGAUUAAAGUUUUUUCUAGUUACAAAAUGCAAAUGAAUUCAAGCAACUGUUCUGGCUAUUGGUAAUUACCCUCUGGGAUAUUUCAGGGGCUCUCUUCACUGUUAUCCAAAAUAGGGGCCUGACCUUGCGAACACUACCCAGCAUAAGGCCUGAUUCAAACAGUCAUCCCUAUUCAACAAAGGACUUAAGAACAUACUUCAUUUUAAGGAUGUGCUUAAGGGGUUAGCUGAACAGGGAUGACUAGUAUGUCAUUAAAUGCUUUGCUGAAUUGGGACCAUGCUGCUUACUAAACAUAAGUAGUCUCAUUCAUUGCAGAAGCAGCCUAUCACACAAGCGCCAAGGUUUUAGAUAGGAUGCAUUUUUCUAAAUACACUCUUGAUAUUGUUCUUUUAAAAGCUGCUCUCACAGUGCAUAAGUCGUAUUAUGUAAUAAGCAUACUCAGCACGUUUCUUUAUUAGUACAUCAUGUUACCAUGAAAGAUUUGGGCUCCAAUCCUGAAAACACUUGUUUAUAUGCUCAGCUCCACACAUGAGUGGCAUCACUGAAAUCAGUGGGAUUACUCACUAAGCAUUUAAGUGAUUUCUGCACUGGGGCUUGCAUAUCAAAAGCUUGAAGGAAAAACCACUAAGAUAAAGCUCUAUUACAAAUUAAACCAGUUCUAUUGUAGUGGUACGGGAUGUUGCAAAGGAACACGUUUUUUCCAGUGAUACCUAUCAAUCUUUAUCUGACAAAGCUUCAUGAGAUACUAACCUAAGCAAGCCCUGACUCCUGCAAACACUGAUUCACGUGAACAGCUAAGUGAGUAGUUCCACUGAGUUUAGAACAGAGCUAGUCACAUGUGUAAAAGUUAUUCAUGUGUAUAUAAACAUGUAUUUCCAAUUUGGACUUUCAGCUCUUUCUGAUUAAGUGCUGGAUGCAGUCAGCAGAGGGUGGCAAAGCUAUUUGCUAUAAAAAUACAGGACACUUUGUGAUCACUGUGGAUGUGUCUUAUCACCAAGAAAAUCAAACACCAUUCGUGAUGCACCACUCAUUAAAACUUGUGAUCCAAUUUUAAAAAAUAUUUUAUUUUUAAACCAUUAAGGCAAAACCAUAGCUUUAAAUUAACCAUCUUUACAUUCAUCAGUCUUACAGUAUGACUUUUUAAGCGCAUAUGGUUCUUACAAGUCAUGACACAAUCACUAAUCAGCUCAAUCCCUUAUUCUUAAGGAGAGAAAAAUCAGAAUGUAAAAUAAAAAUUAGAAAAAAAUAACUCAAUUUACAGGCCUGUUUCCAGUCUGUUGAUUCUAGAACAAACAUUCAGGAUCCAUUAUAUUUAGUAAUUAAAAAACUUGUUUUUGUUGCUUGUAGAAGUGCAAAAGACCUCUUAACUUUGUCUUUCCUACAAGUCCCUAUGCUACCAGGGCUUUCCAUUCCCUCUUAAAACAGCACCUGCACCGUUGUGACUAAAAAGUACUAGGGGAUUUAACCUGAGUUACUGGUACUUUACAGGAAGACAAUCACUCCAUGAUAAUUAUUUUUGACUCCUCACCACUAAGCAAUAUCUGCUACUGAUGAGUUUGAUACAUUUUUCACUACACUUUUGUAUAUUAAAUACAAGUAAAAGGCACCCAAGAAAAGUUCCAGACAACUGGAAACCCUGACAUAAAAUGUUUUUUUACAUCUAUAUUUGUGCUGAGUUAACCACUUAUGACCCCCCACAGGUUAGGAUUUUAAUUAACGGCAGCAUUGACAAAAAAAUGAUAUUUUUUUUUGUGCCGCGUUGGAUACUAUAAGGUCAUUCUAAAAAAAUUAAAAUGACCACCACUAUGCAAGUACAUUGGUGUGUUACAUUAAUAAAAAAAUAAUUCAGCAGCUGUUUCUACUCCAGUUUCACUACUUUUAAUCUGCAAUUUAGAUCCUUUGAGAAGUCAAUAAAACUGAUCUUUAGUGUUUGACAACAUUUCUUUUGUGAAAUCAGUAAUAUUACAACUUUGACUAUUUCUCUGUAAUUACCAGGGCUGCCCGGGGGGGCGGGGGCAAGUGGGGCAAUUUGCCCUGGGCCCUGCAGGGGCUCCGCAAGCCCUGGCCCUGCAGUGGUCCGGGUCUUCGGCGGCAUUUCAGCAGCAGGGGGCCCUUCAGUGCUGCCGAAGACGCGGAGCGACUGAAGGGCCCCCCGCCGCCAAAGACCCGGACCACCACCGGGUGAGUACAAGCGCCGCAGCUCCCCCGCUUUGCCCAAGGCCCCCUGAAUCCUCUGGGUGGCCCUGGUAAUUACCAAGGAAAUAAAUCAAGGCUUAAAUGUUCUCUUUCACUUCUGCAAGCUAAGGGGAAUACUUAGUAGCUGUCUGUGGAUCAAGGACAUAGAGAUGGAAUCCUGGCUCAUCAGCAAUGCUUCCCUCACACACUCACCCUGUGGGAAUCAACUCCAGGAGUGGGAAUGCAUGAAAGCCUCUUUCCAUGGCAUCAUUCCCCCCUUAACCCAUUAAUGGUGGCUGGUUGAGCAUUAGCCACCCUGAUUAGUAAAAGCUUCCCGAGUCGAAAUGCUGGGGAAUUUGGGGGGGGGGGGGGGUGUGUGUGUGUGUGUGUGUGUGUGUGUGUGUGUGUGUGUGUGUGUGUGUGUGUGUGUGUGUGUGUGUGUGUGUGUGUGUGUGUGUGUGUGUGUGUGUGUGUGUGUGUGACACCAUUCUGCUUUACUGUGGAAAUCAGGAGGCAAUACAAAGAGGUGGGGCCUCCAUAAAGGCUUCCAUGUGGCAAAAUAUACCUAUACUAGGUAAAUAUAUCAGCAGUAAAAGUACAGCUAUGAUGUAUUUGAAGUUGACUUGUAUACAAAUCCAGCAAUUUUGUUUCAGAAAUCUUACAAAGUCAAGUUAGGGGGAAAAGAAUAAACAACAGAGAGUGGAUACUUUUACUGAACUCAUAUGCAGUCAAUUAGGAUGCCCCAUUUGCUUACUGUCAGUGUUUCAGCUGGUUAACAUUGUUCCAAACCCAAGUACUGUAGCCUCCGGGAGGUAAACGAUAACAUUCCGAGUCACCACAUAAUCUUUUACAGUAAUCAUAAAUCAGGAUUUGUCAAAUGUGUGUAACAAUUUGAGCCAACAUGCAUAUCAAGAGCAGCAUAUACUCCAAAAUGCUUAAAUGACAUUAAAUAAAUUGGGCCAAAUCUUGCAAUCCUUACUUAGGGCAAGUCCUGCAACUAAUAUUCCUGUGAGUAGUCAUUACUUAGGCAAGUAGUCCUAAUGGGUACAAGCUUCUCACAUUGUUGAGGAUUGGGACCUUGGUGUUUACCUUGGCAAAUCAGCAAGACUGAAGGAUCUGGCCCUGUGUCUUCAGCAUUAGCUAUUCUGUUGCUCCAUUACAUCUUUCCCUGCAAUUGUGAUCUCACAGGGAGACAAAUUUAAGAAAGGUAAAAGAGGCCAGGAUUGAAAUAGAUUAAGAAACUGAAAGAAGCCUUAAUAAAACUAUUAAACACAUUGAUAUUGCUUAGAAAAGCACCUUGCCCCUGGGAUGGUUUUAGUUAACAGGAAAACACAUCUAUUAUACAGUUGCAGUAUAACAUGACAUAGCUAAUGUAGGUUUUACUUUACUGCUGCCACAGACUGUUAAUCCAGUGCAGAAAAAAUAGAUUACCAAAAGAAAACUUAGUAUAUCUUUUACAAAUAAGUUCUUAAUAGAAAUUUGACACAUCGAUGAACACAGAGAACUUGGAUGAUAAUAUAUCAUCUACAAUUUUAAAGUUGCAUCAACAUUAUAAGAUGUGAUAUUAUGUACUGCAAACAAAACAGCAACAAAUAUAAAUCAUGGCUAGAACAAUUAGAACAUACUGUGCUUGUCCUGGGUGUCAUUUUUGAAUUCUUCAGAAUAAAAUUUAACCAUUACAAAUAAUUAACUUCGUGUCUAUGGCCUGAUCCUGCAUCAGGAUUUGCUAGAAGAGAUCCAUGCAAACAUGGAAUUGUACCUUAGUCACAGGAUGCAGAAUCAGGGCCUAUAUAUAGAUUGUCUUAGUCUAUAUCAAAAGCAGUGGUUUUCAGCCUCCCUGGGGUCUGCAGACUAUGUCUAAGGGGUCUGUGAAAGGUUGUCUUUACCAUAGAACAUGGUUUUCAACUUGUGGUCAAUGGACCACUGGGGGUCCGCAGACUAUGGCUAAGAUUUCCAAAGAGGUCCAUACCUCCAUUUGAAAUUUUUUAGGGGUCUGCAAAUUAAAAAAAGGUUGAAAACCACUGAUCUAAAGUAUUGGAAAAAAGGAAUGUUCCUACAGAAAAAUUAACAAACAACUUCCAAGUUAUUGCAUAUUUUAAUUACUUAGUUUUCAUUGUAUAGUCAAACAGUUACAUAUUUUGAAGUGUCUAAGAAAUCAUAGUUCAACCUCAGUGUGGGUGGCACCAAAAUUAUUUUUUAUAUAAACAAACAAUAGGAGAGCUUUAUUCCUGUAAAGCCAAAAAUCAACUUCUCACAAAAUUUAAGUAUAAAUUAUGAGAGAAACUUAGGUCUACAGGAAUUGUAUAGAAACGACCUCUCUUUAGUUUUCCUACUAGGCUUGUAAUUAAACAAAGUACUGCAGGCAAUGGAAAGAUGAAAGUGGUUCUGAAGUCCACCCUACACCUUGGCGAGUUUGAGCCCCAAACCUUAAUUAUGUUAACAAAAUAUUUUACAGCUACAGUUUAUCCUGUGCCAGACUUACUUGUAUCAAAAGAGAAAUAAAAGGAAGUCUACAUUCUACAUACAAAUAUUUUCAAACCUUGUUUACAACUGCAAAUGCUCAUGCACUGAUGUAUCCCAAAGUUUUGCACAACACUUGCCCUCCACCACCCUGUGAACUACACUUUGGAGCAAUGAGGUGCUCCAAGUGAUGCCUCAUCAGCCAAAUUAGUAACGGAGCAGCUGAACUCUAUAAGGAGACUGUCUGAGUAGUAUAAGAAGGAAGCUACCCACGAGUGUUCUCUCUUUGGGGAAGGCUUGAGAUCUCCACAGAUUAGAAAAGAUCCUACACGAGGAAGAGCAGGGGGGAACACUCAGCUGGGGCUUGGAAGUAGUAGGGAGAAGCCUGAGGGAAACUAUCAGGGAAGAGGGACCAUAGGAGAAAUCCUAUUAGCUCUGCAAAAAGAGCUGGUGGGUGCCUCUGGACAGAAAAGGCCUGCAGCUUCUGGGGAGGGAGUAGGAAGGCAGAAAGUCCUUUGAAAAGGAGUAAGUUUGUGGGGAGGGAAAUAGCUGACGCAGGCAAUUUGGAACAAGAAACCGAUAACCCCAGUGUGGAUGGGGAACAGCAGGCAAUGCUGAGGUGGCAGGGUGGCUCAUGACUGUUUCUCGGUGAGAGAAGAACAAGAGUCCAGAGAGACAAACUAUUGGCUGAGACUGUGUUAGUUUCUGUUUAAUUAUUGGAACCCUCUGGAUGAGGGCUCUAAAAUGGUAAAAGUCUGGCUCAGGACUGAUUUAUACAGAUGGAGUGGAAACUGAGGCAGAGUCCAGGGCAAGGGAGCAUGACAGUCCUUUAUAUAGUUUGUGGCAAUUAAGUCCACAAACAAAUUAAUAGCAUCUUUAACUUGAGACCUUGCGGCCUUUACUCAUAAAAGUUUUCACUUUGUGACUAAGGGUUUGCAAAUCAGGUCCAUAGUGGUUCACUUAAAUAAUUGACAUUUUCUUUAAAGCUUUUGUGGUAUAAUUUACUAAAAGUUUGUCUUGCAAUUAUAUUUGUAUAUUUUACAUAUGGAAGUUUAAAGAAACACUAUCACAUUCAGUUUAAAAACAAAAGACAAAACUGAACAAUACCAGUAAUCUUAGUUCAAACUUCAUAUUGUAAUUUUAACCAUUCAGUACCUGAUGGUUAACAAACCUGAUUAAGCACAGAUAUUCAAAUUUGAAUGUGGUUAUUAAAAUAGCACUGAGGUAAGUUACAGGCAAGCCUCAGACUGUGCCUUUCAAUUCAACAAGCCUUAAUAAAGGAUUAUGGCUUUGAAUGAAGUACCAAUUUUAUGACAUUCAACAAUUCAUUAUUUUAUUAUAAAAAUAGUACAAUGGCUAUAAAUGCAUUUAAAUAACUGAUUUUUUUCUUUUUUAAAAACUUUGAGAUAGAAGCUUUGUGACUGAAAAUUAAGGGACAAACUGAGCUGAAACGGAAGAGGACCAGAAUAAUGUAGGUAGCUGCAAUGCAAUCUUCUCCAACUGCUUUGUCUAAGACUUCUUACCGUAAAGCUGACCACUAGAAAUGAAAGACAACACAGAAAUGCUAGUUCAGUGUGCGACCUAAUUCUAGCAAUGAGUAAACCUUCACAGAUUUAGUAUUUAAGAUAAACACACAUUUAGAUACUUAUCUUAACCCCUUGAGUUUACAAACUUGUGUUAGAAAUCUCAUGAGAAUGGACUCUGGUACAAUUGCUGGUAUUUCCUAAAUCUGUUUGGGCCAGAAAUAGUGCAAACAAGCUCUUUGGCAGGAUUUCAACAUUUUAGCAGCUGGUUGGCACCAGAAACCCAAAGGCACAGGAAAAUGAAAAUUAAGGCACUUUUAAAUGCCAAAAAAGUUCAGUUUGAGUAAAUGGAAAACAUUCUGAUUGGUCGUCAUUUUAAUUUUAGUGCAUUUAAAAUAGAGAUGGGCUCCUGAAAUUAAGGGAUAUGUGGAUAUCCACAAGUAACUUCAUUUGUAUUAAUGAGGGUUGCAUGCACUCACUUUGAAAUUAGAAUAAAGCUUUAAACAGAAUAACCAAAUGAAUUAAAAUUAAGGUUAUACAAUUUCCCCUAGAACCUGCUGCUAGUCAGAGUAAUGAUGUAUCAAACAGGCCAGCAAGACUGUAAUAGUGUUCUCUUUUAAAUAAGACCACUCUCUUGUAUAGAAUUGAUUUUUUUAAAAAAACCCUAACACUUGGAUGUUUUGACUCCUUUGUGCAUGAUGAAAGUUGCUCAGGAAUCUGUUAGCACUUAGUCCAAACUGUAAACUUUCACAAAAGCCAUCUUGAAAAUCUAAUUUGUUAGUGUCUACUGUGAUAAUCUGUUGAGGUUAGGGUGACCAGAUGUCCCGAUUUUAUAGGGACAGUCCUGAUUUUUGGGUCUUUUUCUUAUAUAGCCUCCUAUUACCCCCCACCCCCUGUCCCGAUUUUUCAUACUUGCUGUCUGGUCACCCUAGUUGAGGUAGCUGAGCUAAAUCUGUGAAAAAUGUAAUGCUAAAAUAAAGUUCUGUAUAUCAAUACUAAAUUUACAGUUGA